CGGUUCGGUCGUAUCAGUUGUGCUCCUUGCAAAAGUUCUUCUUCCACAUGCACUUGUUAUAGUUGCAUAAUUAUUAUUUGCACCCCGAAGUUAAAUACAAAUUAUGUUUUUUCGCCGAAUGUUCACGCGAAAGGAUACGGAAUCCGUCGAGAACGAUAACUGUCCAUCUUCAUCGGCGGCAGCGGCAAUGCCACAACAACGUCAUGUACUCUCUUCCACACCUCGCAUGGCGAGGAAGAACCAGCAACACCUCUCGUCAGCCGGCUCGCAUCGACCCGGUUCAGUGUUGCAGCUGACUCCGCUGUGGGAGUACAUUCUACGGACACGCACCCUUCCCGACGACGUCUGUCCGAAGGAAAUGUUCAACGAGUUCUUAGAGCGUUUACGUGACGCUGAGUGGCAAGUGCGGCAACAUGCUCUGCGAGUGCUCGUUGAUGUGCUGGUUGUGAUGGGUCCCAAGGCAGAUGCUUACAUGGAUCCGUUGGUGUCGCAGUUGGUGGAGAACUUAGGGCAUCAGGCUCCUACCGUCCGGAAAGGAGCCCUUGACUGCCUGAGGGUCUAUCUAGCCGAAACAGACAUGCCAGAGACUGUUCUGCUGCAGAUUCUGGACAUUGGACUGAAUCAGAAGAUCACAAAUGAGCCAUUUGGUGGACGUUUAACAUGCGGUGUUAUGCUAUCCUUACCUGCUUUGGUUCAAUCCACUCUGCACACUACAAAGAGGAACUACAUCCUUCGAACAACUAUCGAUAUGCUGGUUGAGAAAAUGGGUCAAGUGACUCAUCAGGAAAUCACGCUAAAAGUUCUAACCAAGAUUCGGGAACUCAUUGGAAAUAGAGAAUUCGCUGAGUACAUGUCCCAUGGAGCCUUCCGGGAGUUUGAACUGCUUUGCAGUGUCUAUGGAGUUGGCGAGAGCAAGGAAUUGAACUCGAGCACAAAGUCCUGGCGACUAAUGCCCACAUUGCAAGCAGAAGCCGAUUCGAAGUCCCUCAAUCAAACAGAGGGUUGUUGGAAGUUUUCAGACGAGGAAAAGAUUUUAGAGUGUCCAUCAAGUUCUUCCGCCAUGUGCAGUGCUCCCAACAAGGAGAAGGUAAUCUUAGAGACUGAAAUCCAAAUUAACGACGAUACCCUCACCAUGCGAAUUCUCGAAGAAAAAGAUGAUUCUGAAGCUCCUGACACAUAUCCCAGCAGUGCUGAGGAUGAAGUCAUAAGUGGUCCACCAAUGGAGACAACUGGUAUCAUUCAAGUUCUAUCCGAUAGUGAAGUUGAAGAAAUCAAUCGGAGAGCUGGUAAUGAUUAUUUUGUUACGCCAGCGACUCCGCGGACUCCGAAAAGGGUUACAUUUGGUGGUGAAAUUGUCAAAAUGCGAACUCCGGAUAGUGAUGCUACAGUGGUCAAUGAUGAGCCCAAAGCUUCCAUUUCUCAUGAAAACAAUAAAACUAAUCUUCUGAGUUUGGAAAUCCCAAACGACAAUACCAAACCAAUUUCUGAAAAUUCUCCAACCCAAAGUUAUAAACAUUCAAAGCAGGAUUUAAGUGAUAGCGCUGCAACUACCCCUGCGUCUUCAGCAUCUCCACUAAGAAAACCACAUCAGGAGCAUCAGGAAAAAGAAGCUUCACCGAGAUCGCCAUUCAAACGACUCACUGUGAGUUCAGUCGAUACUAUUGUCAGUCCACGAGCUCCACAUAAGGAAAUCGAAGUACUUCACAAUCUGCAAAGGGAACCAUCCCCAGUCGCUAGAGCCCGCAGAGCCAGUAUUCGGAUGGAUGAUGAAGAAGUCGUAGAAAAAACCGAAAGGAGUGAAUUACAACAGUCAUCAAAGGAUCAACUAAAACCGAAAUCAUGGGAGGAGUUGAAUAUUGUUGACGAUGAUGUUUUAAUGGACUUGAGAUCAGGGGAUUGGCGACAACGUUCGAAUGGAAUUUAUGCCCUCGAAGACGCACUUCGUUCUUCUGAAAAUCUAGCCCGAGUUCAACCUUGUCUGGACUCUUUAUUACGUACCCUUCUAUCGUCUGAGAAAAACCCUGAAGUGGCAGAAGAAAAGCGACGUGUAUUAAUGAACCUGAUAUCAAGACUUCCGUUGGAUAAUCUUGAGGAUCGGACUGUUCAAAUCAUCACUGGUUUGUGUCGGCAAGGUGGACCGGGGUCAAAUCGUGCCGCGAAGGCGUUAAUGCAACGCCUCCCACCCGCUGUCAUUGUCCUCAAAUUGAUAUCGGACGAAUUUUUACAUGCAAAGAGCUCAAGGUUUCGAGAGAAUGCACUACAAAUGGUGAUGUAUGCUCUGAUGACCUUUCCCAGUACCUGUUUUGAUACCAAUACCUGCGUUACGAGUGCAGCUCUAGCUGCUCUGGAUCGCAAGAAACGCGUCCGCCAAGCAGCUUUAGAUGUCCUUGCGAUUCUGGGCCAGGUAACGUCACCCCGGGUGGUUCUUGAAAUCGUUCAAAAUAUCGCCGCUCCGAGGGAGAAUGGAAAUGAGUUCUUUGCUGCCGUUAAGGCGCGACUAUCACGCAAGCAAUUACCACUUGUCAGUUCGGAUGGAGUGGUUCAAUACACACUGAGAGUGCCAUCGCCUCAAUCCCAUCAUCAGGAAAGAACAUCCUCAUCGACGACGACGACGGCGGCCCUGGCCAACAUGGGUUCUGACUUGGAGUGGAUAGCCUCAGGUGUGGGGUCGGUUUCACCAACAUCGCUCAAGCGUCGGGCCCACAAAUACCGCAAUCAGCAAAGUUGUUGCCAAUCUUUCAAUAAUUACUCCCUGAAUAGUCAUGAGGAUAUGAAAAGAUAUCGUGCACCACACGAAACGCUUGGACUUGGAGUUGGAGUUAAAGACAUGAAUUCAGAGUAUGCCACAUCUGACGACAAUCAUUCAAUGGCCAACAAUAGCAACAGCAACAACAACAACAACAAUAAUAACAUACAGUAUGUCUUGGGAAAAACCUUGCCGUUGCAUUAUACUUCAAUGAAAUCGAUGAAAAACGGUGGUGGAGGUGGCACCACCAGCAACAAUGGUGGUGAAAUCAUUGGAAUCAAUGGUAAGAGAAUAGCAACAAAAUCGUGCUCUGAUUCCUCCGCAGAUGGAAGAAGUUCUGAUAGCACAUAUACAACCAGUAGCAGUGGCAAUGGUAUAAUUAACCUAAAUGGACGCUUUGCAAGACAAUCUGUCACUUCUAGAUUCCCAACGAUGGAACGUAUUGACAUGACCGGAAAUUAUUUGCCCAAACAAACAUAUAAGAAUCCAUUUUUAAUUCAUAACACAUCACGCAAUCAUCAUCAUCAGGUGCACCUUAAUUCGACAUAUCCGAAAGUGAAUUAUACAUUGCAACAAAAUCGUAAGCAUAAUACAACAACAACAACAACAUUAAGAACCAACCAACAACGACCAUCAUUCUAUACAAAUCAAGAUACAUUCGACGAAAGUUCAUUUGGCGAGGAGUGCCACGAAUAUCCAACAGCGUAUGGCACAGGAGGAGGUGGUCCUGGAGGUGGAGCAGUUUCUGUGGAACAUAAUUUUAACAACAACAACUAUAACAAUCAUGAAACCACAAACAACGGCAACAGCAGACGAUUUGUGAAUGUGGAAAAGUUUAUUCAAAGCAACAAAACCUCACUUCAAUCACAAUAUAAUUCGAAUGGAAACUCGAUUGCACCAUCCCCCAUAAACGAAACACCACCUGUUACACCCCAUUAUACAAUUCCCUUGGCAGUGUCUAUAAAACCACAAUCGAGACAAAACAACGAAAACCACAAUGGAAAUAAUAUUCCUAAUAGUUGGUCCCAGUCAAGCAUAAGGGAACACACUUCUACUGAGGAGAAGCAGCAAAGUCAAAACAGUGCAAAUAUUCACAGCGAACAACAAGCUUGUUCGACUCCAAUAACAACUGUUGUGGCAACCCUUCAGAGUUCACCAAAUGGUGUUGAUCUUAAAAGUUCAGCGGAUGAAGCAACUAAAUCACCACUUAAAGCAGAAAUAAAAAAUCUUCCUCCUCCAGAAACCGAGAGUUCUAGUGGAGAUGUUGUAAUUGAACAAAUGUCACCUGAAAAGGAGUCUCCAAAAGUUGAACACACACCUUCACCAUCAAACGUGGAAAGUCAAGCAACACCCAUGGAAGAGCAGCCUAAACAACCUGAAAAUGAACCUCAAGAACCUACUGUUGACAUGGUUGACACUCCAGACUAUGAAUCUCAAGCAAUUACAUCGACUUCUCGUCCUCAUUCAGCGAUUUCAAGCAAAUCUCAAGUUAUCGAGGAGGAACUCGACUGUGAACAAGUGCCUUUGGAGCCUGAUAGAGUCUCAGAAGCAACUCAGGAGGUACUGGAAGACAUCAGUGACUAUGAAGACAACAUUGUCGUUCCAAAAACUCCAACUGAACCGCAAUCUCCACACAAAACUCAACUUGUGGAUCAUGGAGCCAGCAGAGCUCCCUCUCCAGAUAUCGAUGAUUCUCACAUUGUUUCCCCACCCAGAUCACCAACAAUUCAAGAAAUGAAAGCCUUAUCACGGAAGUCAUCAUUCGCUAAAAGCUGCGAUUCACUCUUCGAUCGCACCUCAUCGAAACUAGACGCCGACAAUAGCACUGAAACCAGUUCGGACUAUCAGUCGAGCCAUCUCAACAACACACUCACCGAGUUCAAUCCAAUCAAACCUCAACACAUCCCGUUGCAGAGAAAAUCGAAGACUUCAUGUUUCAUGAAGAAACACCGGCGCGUCUCUCCGGUAAAGCAAACAAUCAAUAUGGGUCAAGUGGAACUCUAUCCCCAGAGCAUGACACGGUUCGAUAAACCCCGAGAUGCUCUUCAAAAAGCAUUCGAUCAACUGGACUCAUCGAAUUGGGAAGUGAAUGUAUUGGGACUCAAAUCAAUGGUCCGACUAAUGCGUUACCACCCCGACACUCUGGACAAUCAAAUGCACAUGACCUGCAUUCAACUGACAAAAUCAGUCCGAAAUUUAAGAUCUCAGGUGUCUCGAGCUGCUUGUCAAGCCUCCACCGAGUUGUUUACCAUGAAAUGCAAAUAUCUGGAGCAAGAAUGUGAUGAUCUGGUGUGUGCUCUUCUGCAUCGCACAGCUGACACAAAUCGUUUCCUACGUGCCGAUGCAACCAGAGGUCUCGAAUCGAUGUGUGAUAAUUUAACACCAACUAAGGUCCUUAAUAUCCUGUGCAACAAAGGCGCCAAUCAUCAAAAUGCCAUCGUCCGAACUACAACAGCUAAGCUUCUAAAUCGCCUAGCCGACCGAAUUGGAUGUGAUAAAAUCUAUGCAAUGGGUCGAGAGCAUCGAGACAAGUUCAUUCUGACAGGAGCUAAUCUUUUGCUUGAGGGAAGCCUCGAAACAAGGAGCUAUGCAAAAGCUCUUUUCCGAUUGAUGUCAAGUCAUCAGAAUUAUUCAAGAUUGCUGUUGGAGGUGAUACCAACUCGGACUUAUAGAAACAUCGAAAAAACUUUGAAAAAUAUUCGUUAAAAUUUUAAUAUACAUCUUGAACUAUACUUAACUUUUUGUAAAUAGUUUUUACAUGUGAAAUAUAAACUUUUAUAAAUGUUGCACAAAAAAAUAAAAAAGUUAUUUAUCAGAGGUACAUUAUUUAUGUUUUAUUUAAGUAGAUAAUAGUUAAUAGUAGUUAUUUAUUAUAUAAAUAAAUACAAUAUUAUUUCGUUGUCUUUAGCUGGAAUGCACUUUAGAAUUAUUAGUUUUAAGAACUCAAUAUUGUAUAUUAUUUGUUUUCUUUAAUAAAUACAAAUAUAAAUCUA
Molecule: messenger RNA, 5739 nt
Organism: Eupeodes corollae
Lineage: Eukaryota; Metazoa; Arthropoda; Insecta; Diptera; Syrphidae
Exons: 9
Coding region: 104-5452 (1782 amino acids)
Biological process (GO): microtubule cytoskeleton organization
Cellular component (GO): cilium; cytoplasmic microtubule
Molecular function (GO): microtubule binding
Source: RefSeq, a predicted model, not a curated record